Messenger RNA from Bradysia coprophila, 1824 nucleotides. Its product is annotated as vanin-like protein 2. The record is from RefSeq and is a predicted model, not a curated record. NCBI's taxonomy places the organism in Eukaryota, Metazoa, Arthropoda, Insecta, Diptera, Sciaridae.
GGAUUGCUCCUAAUACUAGUGUUUGUUUGUUGAUGCUAACCUGCUUACCUGAGUAUAUUAGAAUGUGACCGAUCCGCAUUCAUGUGGCUUACUGAUUAAGUGUCGACAAUCUAAUCAUAUCUAUUUGAGCAAAGGCACAACAAGCGGAGAAUAAAAUACGAGCAUUCGCUGAUUAGGUUUCGUCGAAGAAACGUCACGUGAAAAUGAAGGUUUUACUGUUACUGACAAUUCUUUUAAUUUUUGGGACUUCAUUUCAAAUUUCUCUACCAUCCUCUCCAAGUUACGAGGCUGGUGUUGUUGAAUUCAACUACGAAAGAGAACCAUCCAUAACACAGUACUCGCGCACAGCUUCAAAUCUGGCUAAUUAUUUGGAAAUUAUGAGAACCGCGCCUAUGACUCUGGACAUCAUCGUUUUUCCUGAAAUGACCUUGAAUCAAAUGCAAACAGCGGUUGAAAUUCCAGAGCCAAAGGAUAAGGUGUCGCCCUGUGACAGCGUAGACUAUCUGGAAGAUAAUCUUGUGAAGCAAAUUUCUUGUUCAGCCAAAAUGUAUCAACGAUAUGUUGUUGUUGGUGUCGUUACUAAAGUUUACUGUCCGGAUGAAGAUAUGAUAGAACAGAAUGACCAACGCAAUUGUUCGGAUCGUGAAGAUAGAAUGAGCUAUUACAAUACUAAUGUUGUCUUUGACAGAAACGGAAUGGUUGUUUCACGUUAUCGCAAGUUUAAUUUGUUUGGCGAAGAUGUUGAUAGGCCGUUAGUGCCGACGUUAGCCGUAUUCGAAACAGAUUUUGGCGUUAGAUUUGGUCAUUUUAUUUGUUUCGAUAUACUGUUUCGCUAUCCAGCGUUGGAGCUGAUUCGAAGCGAAAACAUUACUGACAUCAUUUAUCCCACCAUGUGGUACAGCGAAAUGCCAUUUUUAACUGCAGUACAAGUUCAACAUAGCUGGGCAUACACAAACAAUAUCAAUCUGUUGGCAGCUGGUGCAAACAAUCCGCUAAUCGGUAGCACUGGUACUGGUAUAUUUGCGGGUAGAAGAGGGUCUUUGAUUUCCAUCAUGGAAGGGAUGAACACUACAAAUCUUUACACUGCGAUCGUACCCAAAAUUGGUCUUGGUGAUCAAAUUCCAGUAACGGAAAGCUCAGUGGAAAGAGGAAGAGAAGAAGUAGCUGUAAUGGCUCUGAAUCGUGAGAAUCUCGAGAACUACACUGUCCAAUUUUUGCACUAUCCAUCAUCUACUGGUUCUACGUAUUUUAUGACCUUAUGUCACGAUGAAAACUACUGUUGCAAAUUCGUCUAUGGAUUUGAAAAAUUAUCCACUGAAGAAAUGUCAUAUAUUUACGCAGCUGUAGUUUUCCACGGAAUUCGGAUAAUGGAUGGUUCUGGGUAUGGUGUAACUGUAUGUGCUGUGAUAGCAUGUCAAACAUACGAUAAAUCAACUUGUGGUGUAAGGAAUGAAUCCCUUAGUUUCGACCAUGAUUGGCACACGUUAGAAAUUACUGGUCAAUUUCCGAUCGGUGACCAAUAUAUCUAUUUUCCAACAACUUUAGAUUCAUCAAUCAUGCCGUUGAAGAUUAAUCAAUUCGGAGUCACUAAAGCAUUAUUGUCGAGUGACAGCUCGAUUAUGGAAUACUCCAUGAAAUCACGUGGUAAAAUCAGAGAAUUCUAUACUUUUGGAAUAUAUGGACGCGACUUUAGCUUAGAUGGAACUAAUGGAAGUGAAAUUGUAAAGGGUUCGUUUUUUUCAAUAGUUGUUGGACUAACAGUGACAGCUGUUGAAUAUUGGAUAACAGAGCGUACAGUCUAAAAUAAAAUUGCUCAUAAUUGCA